This is a messenger RNA of Neoarthrinium moseri, 1878 nucleotides long. RefSeq lists its product as uncharacterized. The transcript is spliced from 3 exons. Gene Ontology annotation, molecular function: copper ion binding; oxidoreductase activity. NCBI's taxonomy places the organism in Eukaryota, Fungi, Ascomycota, Sordariomycetes, Amphisphaeriales, Apiosporaceae. The record is from RefSeq and is a predicted model, not a curated record. The coding region runs from base 1 to 1878 and encodes 625 amino acids.
AUGAUGACUCCAAAGCUCAGCUGGCUCACGCUGGGAAGCUGCCUGGUGGCAUCCACCUUGGGGCAGACAUAUGUGGUAGACAUUCCUGCUGAGGAGUCUGCUGCUCUUGCCACCAUUGUUGAGGAUAUCCCGCCCCCAGUUAUCAAAGCCAGGCAGAUUGCUCAGAAGAGUCCCACCUACUCCCAGAUCUAUCAGGUUCCCCUACCAAUCCCUCCAAAGAAGGAGCCAAAGAAAAUUGUGACAAACCCCGUGACUGGCAAGGACAUUUGGUAUUAUGAAUUCGAGAUCAAGCCUUUCCAGCAGCAGGUCUACCCAAACUUGUCACCAGCGAGACUUAUAGGCUAUGACGGCAUUGCGCCAGGCCCAACUAUUGUUGUUCCGAGAGGAACCGAGUCCGUUGUUCGCUUUAUGAACCAAGCGGACCGUGAGAACUCGGUCCAUCUCCAUGGUUCUCCAUCACGGGCUCCUUUUGACGGCUGGGCCGAGGACAUCACCCGUCCUGGAGAAUAUAAGGAUUACUACUAUCCUAAUUACCAAAGUUCAAGACUUCUGUGGUAUCACGAUCAUGCUCUUGGUAUUACUGCCGAGAACGCCUACUUUGGCCAAGCGGGUGCUUAUCUUAUCACUGACCCGGCGGAGGAUGCUCUCGGUCUUCCGUCUGGCUACGGUGAAUUUGAUAUCCCGUUGAUUUUGUCUUCCAAGUUCUAUAACGCCGAUGGAACCUUGAAAUCGACGGCAGGGGAGACUGACAGUACAUGGGGCGAUAUCAUUCACGUGAACGGCCAGCCAUGGCCAUUCAUGGAUGUCCAGCCUCGAAAGUAUCGUUUUAGGCUUUUGAAUGCUGCUGUAUCCCGAAGCUUUUCCCUCUACCUGGCAGCUACCGGCACAACAACCAAGAUCCCCUUCCAGGUGAUCGCAUCAGACGCUGGGUUGCUCGAAAGUCCUGCCACGGUCUCUGAUUUGUAUCAGUCGAUGGCCGAACGCUACGAGAUUGUUAUCGAUUUCUCAGGCUUCGCCGGAAAAUCCAUUGAACUCCGCAACCAGGUCAAGGUUGGCGGUAUCGGCACAGACGUCGACUACACCAACACUGAUAAAGUUAUGAAGUUCAAUGUGGGUCCUGGCCCAGUCAACGACCCAUCUACUGUACCGGCUAGUCUUCGCAAGGUCCCGUUCCCGAAGUCUACCACUGAGAUCGAUCACCACUUCCGCUUCCACAGGAGCAACGGAGAGUACCAGAUCAACGGUGUGGUCUUUGAGGACGUCCAAAACCGCGUGCUCGCCAAGGUCCCCCGUGGCACGGUUGAGAUCUGGGAGCUCGAAAACAGCUCUGGCGGUUGGACCCACCCUAUCCACGUCCAUUUGGUUGACUUCAGAGUCUUGAAGCGAACUGGCAGCAAGCGUUCGGUUGAAACCUAUGAGUCCAAGGGAUUGAAGGACGUCGUCUGGUUGGCUAAAGGCGAGACUGUUCUGGUGGAAGCCCACUAUGCUCCGUGGGAUGGGCUAUACAUGUUCCAUUGCCACAACCUCAUUCACGAGGAUCAUGAUAUGAUGGCCGCCUUCAACGUCACGGAUCUGGUUGGUCUUGGCUACAACGAAGCAACUGACUAUUCGGACCCAAUGGAUGCACGCUGGAGAGCCAAGCCAUACGAUAGGGCAGACUUUGUGGCCCGCACCGGCAUCUUCACCGAUCAGGCUAUCGUCACCAAGGUCCAGCAAUUGGCCCUUGAACAGCCCUAUAGUGAGCUCACAGCCGUUGAACAGGCGCUUACCGACUACUACACCAAGAAUGGUGCAGGGAAUCCCAAUAGCCCGGUGAAGAUCAAGCGUGAUCCUGAGUCUGCUGGCACGAUUCCCCGUUUCCGCCGCUUCCAGGCCUAG